UAAGGAAAUGUGACUUGUAUAAACACCAUCAGCCGCUGGUUGAAUAUCAUUUAUUUCUAAACUUUACAACAUUUGGCAAUAGUUAUAACUAAUAUUUAAUUAUCUCGAUCUAAGCUGAUAUGGAAUAAUCGUAAAUUAGGGCACCUGACCAUAUGCAAGACUAUACCCCACCUAACACCUGUUCAACCCCAUCUGAGUGCUUACCCCUAAACCAGUGGAAUGAGACAGGGGAAUGUGGAAAUUGUUCCACCAGGAUGAGAUCCAUCGUGUCUUUCUACUUCUGCUACCUGCUGUGCCUGUGCCUGGGGAUCGCCUGUGUGGUGUUUGUGUCCAUCUGGAACUCCCAGUGGCGUGGUGGCUUUGCCUGGGAUGGCUCGCCCCUUCAGUUUAACUGGCACCCUGUCCUGAUGGUCACAGGUCUGGUCGUGCUCUACGGCAAUGGAGCGGUGCUGUACCGCGUUCCCCUCACAUGGGGGCAGAAUAAGCUGCCCUGGAAGCUGCUGCAUGCUGGUGUCAUGCUCCUGGCCCUGCUCUGCUCCGUCCUUGGCCUCUGUGCUGUGUUUGACUUCCACAAUGCCAACAACACUCCCAACCUCUACUCCUUGCACAGCUGGAUUGGCAUUUGCACUACAGCACUCUUCACCACUCAGUGGGUGAUGGGCCUUGCUGGCUUCCUCCUGCCCUGUUCACCCAUGUCAUUCCGCAAGCUGCUGAAGCCUGCCCAUGUGUGGAUGGGAGGCUGCAUACUGAUACUCAGCAUCGUGUCCUGCAUCUCAGGGAUCAACGAGAAGCUCUUCUUUGCACUGAAAGGAACCACCAAUGGGACAAAGCCAUAUGGCAACCUGCCACCUGAGGCAUUGGUCGCCAACUCGUUAGGAGUCUUGAUCGUAGCCUUUGGAUUGGUCGUCCUGAAGAUUCUCUCCAAUCAGAAUUGGCAGCGACCAGAGCCUAGAAGUGAGGACCUGGGCUACAGUCCACUGCUUCAAGGCGACAGCUAAUAGAAGAGAUGAGGAGGCUUCAAACCCGCUCUCAGCUGUUAACCAUACUACUGAAGCUAUCCAUCAAUGUUAUCUGCCCCUGCUGUGUCCAAAGUUGCCUUAAACAAAUAAUGAGAUGCUGAAUGUCCUAGCCACUGUCAGGACCAUAAGGCAUAAGGGCCCCCGGCCACUAGGGGGUCUGAACUUACUGUUGAGAGGUACAAUUUCAAAAUUUGGUAUUGCAUCAGCAGUUUUUCUCUUAUGUCAGUCACUGACAGUCACUGAAUUAGCCCAUGUCAGCUAAAAAAUGUUUUAUUGGUUAGUUCGUUUAGCCGGCUAUCUAAACAUUGUAGUAAUCAUGGCCAAAUUACUGACUGGGCACGCAGGGUACAUGCCAAGGGGCCCUGACCUCCAGGGGGCCCCCAUUGAUUUUGGUAGUCAUUCUCACUCAGAUAUCAUAUUAAAGGGAUACU
This is a messenger RNA of Coregonus clupeaformis (lake whitefish), 1450 nucleotides long. RefSeq names its product lysosomal membrane ascorbate-dependent ferrireductase CYB561A3. Gene Ontology annotation, cellular component: lysosomal membrane. The record is from RefSeq and is a predicted model, not a curated record. NCBI's taxonomy places the organism in Eukaryota, Metazoa, Chordata, Actinopteri, Salmoniformes, Salmonidae. The transcript has 7 exons. Bases 153 to 998 code for a protein of 281 amino acids. Gene Ontology annotation, molecular function: oxidoreductase activity.